GCAGCGGAAUUUGGGGCGCUGGGUCAAAUCAUUUAUAGUCGAAACGAGGUCUGCUCUUUUCUAACACGUUGCAACCUUAAUUGCAGGUUCUGUGUUCUUUAAUAUAAGCCACUUGAGAAACUAACUUGAUUUUUUGAACAAAGUAACGAAUUAAAUAUGUCUGACUUAUUCACAACCAUCACUACACCAAACGGUAAGAGCCUUGAGCAACCUCUAGGGUUAUUCAUCAACAACGAAUGGGUAAAAACUGCCGAAGUUUUUGAGACUAUUAACCCCUCGACAGAAAAACCAAUCUGUUCCGUCUAUAGGGCUGGUGCGGCUGAGGUUGACAAGGCCGUUGAGGCAGCAAACGCAGCAUUCAAGUCUCCUGAAUGGUCGAACCUUACAGGAUCGGAGCGAGGUGAUCUUUUGUACAAGAUGAGUCAGAUCAUUAAAAGAGAUGCGGAAGCAAUUGCCUCGAUCGAAUCACUCGAUAACGGAAAGCCUUAUGCAAAUGAGUGCCUAGCCGCUGAUUUAGUUGAAUCUUACGAAGUCUUCAAGUACUACGCAGGUUGGUCAGAUAAGCAUACAGGUCAGUUAAUUGGCUCGCAAGUCCUGGGUAAAAACAAGAUCUGCUAUGUUGAACCUGUUCCACUUGGUGCGGUUGGAGGAAUCGUGCCAUGGAACUUCCCUUUCAUGAUGAUGGCGUGGAAAAUUGCACCAGCUUUGGCAACGGGUUGCACUGUGGUUAUGAAAUCCAGUGAGAUCACACCUCUAUCGGCGUUGUGGUACGGUAAAGUAGCUUUAGAGGCCGGUCUUCCGAAGGGUGUCUUGAACAUCUUGUCAGGAUUUGGUGCCGACGUCGGUUCAGCUAUGGUCAGCCAUCCCAAAUUGGCAAAGAUUGCUUUCACCGGAUCUACAUUUACUGGUCAAAAGAUCAUGGAGGGUGCGGCAAAGAGCAACUUAAAGAAAGUCACGUUAGAAUGUGGUGGUAAGAGUCCAUUCAUUGUUUUCGAUGACUCCGAUUUAGAUCUUGCCAUAGAAUGGGCCUACUGGGGUAUCUGGUAUAAUAAGGGAGAAGUGUGCACUUCUACUUCCAGGUUUUUCAUCCAAGAGGCAAUCUACGAUAAGUUUCUCGAAGGCUUUGUCAAGCUCACGAACGAAAGAGCAGUCACUACCAACCCGUUCGAUGACAAGUGCACAAUCGGGCCUUUGGUUUCAAAAUUGCAAUACGAAAAGGUCUCUAAAUAUGUCGCAAAGGGUAAAGAAGAAGGUGCCAAGCUGUUAUCUGGUGAAUUCCUUGAUGGUCCAGGGUAUUUCUGUAAGCCUUUCAUCUUUGCCGACUGUACUGAUGAGAUGGCCAUCAUGAAGGAAGAAAUUUUCGGCCCUGUUGUUUCAAUUACCAAGUUCAAGACUGUGGAAGAGGCAAUCGAAAGAGCCAACAGCACUACAUACGGUUUAGCUGCUGCUUUGUUCUCCAACAAUAUCACAAAGGCGCACUCAGUUGCAUCGAAGCUAGAAGCCGGUAUGGUUUUCAUCAACUCCAACGGUGACUCGGACAUCCAUGUUCCGUUUGGUGGCUCCAAAAUGAGCGGUAUAGGCAGAGAAUUGGGCUCAUAUGCUCUCGACUUGUUCACAGAAAACAAGGCCGUUCAUGUCAACAUGACAGUUCCAUUCAAAUAGAGAAAGUUUGAAAGGUGUUCAAAUUUACUCCUUUUUACCUUUCCUAAUAUAUUUCAGAACAAAUAACGUCUCUUUUUCGUGUAUAGCUGAUAACCAAAAAAAUACAGUACUUGAAGUUGACCCGGAGC
Pichia membranifaciens NRRL Y-2026 is the source of this 1790-nucleotide messenger RNA. RefSeq lists its product as hypothetical. Lineage: Eukaryota; Fungi; Ascomycota; Pichiomycetes; Pichiales; Pichiaceae. Gene Ontology annotation, molecular function: aldehyde dehydrogenase (NAD+) activity. The transcript has a single exon. The coding region runs from base 157 to 1662 and encodes 501 amino acids. The record is from RefSeq and is a predicted model, not a curated record.